AUGCCGGGCCCACGCUGCGGGUCCCUGCUCGACUACAAGACUGCCAAGUUCUCGCUGACGCGGAACCGGCGGGUGGGGCUUCUGCACCGGCUGCUGCAGCUGAGCUCCCUUGGUUACCUGCUGGGGUGGGUGCUGCUGCUGCGGAAGGGGUACCAGGAGCGCGACACAGCCCCGCGUGUCGCCGUGAUCACGAAGGUGAAGGGGGCGGCGGUCGCCGAGGCCGCGGACCGGCGGCUCUGGGACGCUGCGGAUCUCACCUGGUCCCCGCAGGGAGAAAAUGUGCUUUUCCUGGUGACCCAUUUCAUUGCCACAGUCCAGCAAGUCCAAGGCACCUGUGCCGAGAGCCCCUCUGUCCUUGACGGGAUGUGCACAGAAGAUGCAGAUUGUCCCAUGGGAAACCCUGUGGUUCAUGGCAAUGGGAUAAAAACUGGGAAAUGUUUGAUGUUCAAUGCCACCCAUUCCACCUGUGAGAUCUAUGGCUGGUGUCCUGUGGAGAAUAGCACCCUGCCCAGGAAACCUCUUCUGGCUGAGGCAGAGAAUUUCACUCUUUUUAUAAAAAAUACUGUCCACUUCACCAAAUUUAACUUCUCCAAGUGCAACACUUUACAAACCAGUGACCCCAGCUAUUUCAAGAGCUGCACAUAUGAUCCAGUCUUCAACCCCUCCUGCCCUGUGUUCCGUGUCCGUGACAUGGUGGAGGCAGCUGGAGAGAACUUUGGAGACCUCGCACUGCUGGGGGGAAGCAUCAGAGUUCUUAUCGAGUGGAACUGCGACCUGGACCACUUUGCUACCCAGUGCCAACCACAGUAUUCCUUCAGCCUGCAGGACAUGAGAUACAAUUUCAGAACUGCCUCCUACUACUGGGGCUCGCAGCAGCAGCUCUACCGGAACCUGCUGAAGCUCUACGGGAUCCGCUUUGACCUCUCCGUGCACGGCCAGGCUGGGAAGUUCAGCAUUGUUCCUACUGCCGUGAGCUUUGGCACCAGUAUCGCCUUCUUUGGUGCUGCUACAAUGGUCUGUGACCUGGUUCUGCUCUACCUGGAUGCAAAGGCUGACCUUUAUUGGAAGGAGAAGUUUGAGGAGGUUCAUGUGCUAAGCAUGAUUGCAUUGUGGGAAUUCACUGCCAUGGUGAAUCAGGGAGUCACCGGGAGGCCCCAGACCAGGAGAGCUGGCAGCCCUGCCUCAGGCAAGGCCCCCUAA
Molecule: messenger RNA, 1200 nt
Organism: Haemorhous mexicanus (house finch)
Lineage: Eukaryota; Metazoa; Chordata; Aves; Passeriformes; Fringillidae
Gene: P2RX6
Product: purinergic receptor P2X 6
Biological process (GO): response to ATP; monoatomic cation transmembrane transport
Cellular component (GO): nuclear inner membrane; plasma membrane
Molecular function (GO): ATP binding; purinergic nucleotide receptor activity; extracellularly ATP-gated monoatomic cation channel activity
Source: RefSeq, a predicted model, not a curated record